Messenger RNA from Serpula lacrymans var. lacrymans S7.9, 1614 nucleotides. RefSeq lists its product as uncharacterized. The transcript has a single exon. Lineage: Eukaryota; Fungi; Basidiomycota; Agaricomycetes; Boletales; Serpulaceae. The coding region runs from base 1 to 1614 and encodes 537 amino acids. The record is from RefSeq and is a predicted model, not a curated record.
AUGUCAACGACAUCGUUCCAAUCUCCUUCAGUCACCCUCGAAAAGGGCUCGUACCGCAUGAGAGCACCUCGCAGACUUUAUACCCCGUCGAAGCAAAGGGCCCUCAAAAGGCUACCAGACCCCUUGACGCAAGACAAGAAACUCGCCAUACUCAUCGUACUUCUCACCUCUGCAACGCUCGCUUGCUUUGGAACCGCCUACUACCUAUUCACGACGAGGUGGAGAUCCAAACCUGUUCCUCCCACUCUUGAACAUGAAGCUGAUAAUUUCAUUCAAGUCGUCCCAUAUGACACUUUGCAGACGCGUUACGCCGAGUUGCGACACGACCCCCACGCAAAAUUUCUGGCCUAUUUCCCUCACAGCGGAUUUCACAACCAGCGCAUCGCGUUUGAAAAUGCGCUUGUAUUAUCUCGUCUUCUGAAUCGCACUUUACUCGUCACUCCAGUUCGUCUGGGCGAUAAACCGAUCCGAUACGUCCAGUUCGAUACGCUGCGACGUUUUCUAUCACAGUCUGGGAAGGAAGGUCUUUUCCACUGUGCAGAUGUUGGAACACAUGUAUCUACUCCUGAAGAAUGUCUUGAUUAUUUUGACUACACUCUGAUACCUUGGAAUUGGUUGGUAGAUCUAUCUGAAAUUCGAUCGCGUCAAUCACUUCUCGAAGUCGGGAACGCGUCAACCGCUUGGCUUCAAGAAAAUCUUGGUAUUUCUAGCAAGGAUACUCUGACGCUUCGUGAUACUGGUCCAUAUGACUAUCGCUUUCUGGACUCGAUCAUGGAUAUAUCACCUUCGAAGGACAAGUAUCUUCACUCUGUAUAUAUACCUACACUCGCACGCGCCCAGGAACGGCUCCUACAAGUUGGAACACUAUUUGGAUCCUCACGGCUCCGAUUGAAGCUCGAAGCCAGCGUAAGUAUACGCCGAGACAUUCGACGAAGUAUGGCCUUUGCGAAUCCUGCUCUGACUGGCGUGGCUGAUGCCAUACACGACGCUCUUGGCAACUCGUAUAUUGGUGCGCACCUACGUGUUGGAGACGGUCAUUUUCAGCACGAAGGUGAGACAAACGCAAGGAUCAUCUGGUGGAAACUAGUCCACCAGGUACUCAAAUUCGACCUGCAAGAGACCCUCGCUCUUGAACGUCAACUGAUUGACGCUGAUGGCGAUGACGAACUGGAGCCGCCUGAACUAUUGCCAGAUCUUCCAAGCUUGCGUGUUCCCCAUCCUCCUCUGCCACCUUUUCCAGAAGCCUUUUCGUUUGAUCUAACCUGUCGUGGUGAAUUGCACCCGGUAUCACCUUUCGCGCGGUUGAACAUCCCACUAUUCAUCUCUACGGACUCGCCCGAACCCAAGACUGAUCCCGUGUUCUCGAGGUUCUUUAACACUUUCCCAUGCAUCUUCUUUCUUUCCGAUUUCCAUUCUGAGACAGCUUCUUUGGGGAGACUUAGAAACGAAUAUGACCAAGUACAGAUGACCAAGUUUUUGAUACCGUUCAUGGAUGCUAUGGUCGUCGCGAACGCGCGAGAAAUAGUGGUUACUGACGGGAGCACUUUCAGUAGGUUCGUGCAGGAUGUGUUGUGGAGGACGUAUCACGGGUUUGAGAUUGUGCAAAGGGGAUGA